CUUUCAUCCAUCUCCAUAAUCCUCAAAUCCCACUCAGGGUCAGGAAGACUCAAUGACACCACUACUGCAACAUGCUUAUUUUGUAUCCAUUCAUCAAAUUAGCUGUAUAUCGGUGUGAUAUAUAACCUGAUAGGCUGUUUAUCUAUACUUACAUUACACUUGGAUUAAGUGUCUGUGUGGAGUGGGAACGAAAGGACUGCUUAUCUUGAGGUCUGUGAUGACUAUGGACAGUGCACUAUGCUGACUAGCGGUAAAGGCUACCCAGAUUGGCUGCCAUGAUCAGCACAUCAAGCACUCGUCCGUUUCUGGCGGUUGCGCCUCGCAUUUCUCCAAACAUGGCCACAUACACAGAGGAGGACAGUGAGGAUGAAAUAGAUGAAACUUCUCCUGGCCCAGGGCGUCUGUUCAAUGUGAACAACAGUAACAACAAUGAGGAGGAGGAGAAGAAAAAGAAGAAAAAGGAGAAGAAAGAAAAGAAAGAGAAAAAAGAGUAAACACCUAAUUUGUCCCUCAUUUCCAUGAAUGCUGCAUAGUUAGAUAGAAGAGAGGUUACAUGCACAAAAGCUUCAGAAACUUGUAUUUGUUUUCUCAGGAAAAAGAAAGAAAAGAAGAAGCAGAAAGAGCAGGAGGAGAAAGAAAAGGAGGAGAAAGAAAAGGAGGAGAAAGAAAAAAAGGAAAAAGAGGAAAAGGAGAAAAAGGAGAAAGAGAAAAAGGAGGGGGCCAAAGAAGUGUUUUUCAUCAAUCCAGCGGGCAGUCUGUACUACAACUGGCUGUUCAUUAUCACAAUACCAGUCAUGUACAAUUGGACCAUGAUAAUAGCCAGGGCCUGCUUUGAGGAGCUGCAGCAUAAUCACCUAGUCACCUGGAUGAUUCUGGACUACAUCUCUGAUGUCCUCUACCUGGCUGACAUGGCCUUCAGGACCAGGACAGCCUACCUGGAGCAGGGCCUGCUGGUCAAAGACAAGAAGCUGCUGUGGGAACGUUAUAUCAGCAGCCUCCAGUUCAAGCUGGACGCCAUCUCCAUGCUGCCCACAGAUGUGUUUUACAUCUACCUGGGGAUCAACUACCCCGAGAUCCGCCUCAACAAGCUCCUCCGAAUCACGCGUAUGAUGGAGUUCUUCACCCGCACCGAGACCAAGACCAACUACACCAACCUCUUCCGCAUCUCCAACCUGGUCAUGUACAUCAUCAUCAUCAUCCACUGGAACGCCUGCCUCUACUACUCCUUCUCUAAGUCCAUCGGCUUCGGCUCUGACCCCUGGGUCUACCCGGACCUGAAUGACCCAGAAGAGCCAGAGUUCGGCGAACUGGGGAGGAAGUACUCUUUCAGCCUCUACUGGUCCACGCUGACGCUGACCACCAUCGGCGAGACACCAUCACCGGAGUUGGACUCAGAGUUCUUCUUCCAUGUGCUGGACUUCCUUGUGGGUGUGCUUAUCUUCGCCACCCUGGUGGGAAACAUCAGCUCCAUGAUCUCCAACAUCAGCGCUGCGAGGGUCGAGUUUCAGGCACGCAUCGACAACAUCAAGCAGUACAUGCAGAAGUGGAAGGUGGAUAAGGACCUGGAGCUGCGAGUCAUCACGUGGUUCGACUACCUGUGGACCAACGACAAGGCUCAGGACGAACGGGAGACGCUGCGGUACCUGCCCGACAAGCUCAGGGCCGAAAUCGCCAUUAACGUCCACCUGGAUACUCUCAAGAAGGUCCGCAUCUUCGCUGACUGCGAAGCGGGCCUGCUGAUUGAGCUGGUGCUCAAGUUGCAGCCCCAGGUCUUCAGCCCUGGCGACUACAUCUGUAAGAAGGGCGACAUCGGCCGUGAGAUGUAUAUUGUCAAGGAGGGCAAGCUGGCGGUGGUGGCUGAUGAUGGCAUCAAGCAGUUCUGCGUGCUGGGAGAUGGCAGCUACUUUGGGGAGAUCAGUAUCCUAGCGAUAAAGGGUUCUAAGGCAGGGAACCGGAGGACGGCCAAUAUCCGCAGCAUUGGCUACUCAGAUCUCUUCUGCCUGUCCAAGGAUGACCUGAUGGAGUCAUUGACCGAGUACCCAGAAGCCAAGGGCAUGCUGGAGGAGAAAGGUCGUCAGAUCCUGCUGAAGGACGGCCUGCUGGAACUGGACCCUUCCAAAAUUAUCCCCGAAACCACAGAAAUCGAGGAAAAGGUGAACCGCAUGUACAGCAACCUGGAGUUGAUGCAGACCAAGCUGAAGAAGCUGCUGGGAGACUACAGCAUCAGCCAGAGGGCCACGAGGGAACGCAUCGCUGAGAUAGAGCGGCUGACUGGAGAGGUUGUAGCAGAGGAGGACCUAGAUGAGGAGGAGAAGGAGGGAGGGGAGGAGGAGAAAAAGGAAGGGGAGGCAGAAGAGAAGAAGGAUGAUGAGAAGAAAGAGGAGGAGGAGGAGAAGUAGAUUUCUUGUGAGGAAAAAAACAAACUUUUUUGGUGUGGUCUUAACACAAUUUGAGCUAACUGGAUAUAGACCAUUAGAAAAAUAAAAACUGCUUGAAUUGAAGUCUGCUGGAAUAUUGGUUAAAACAAUUUUUUUUCUUGUUGAAGGGUUUUCAGCUUUUGGGAAAUCUAUGAUUUUUGAAACCUGAUGUAACAGACUUAUUACACUAUUUGUAUUAAGAUAAUUCAACUACUAGAGGGCACCAGAGGCCAUAAAACUAUGUAUCACUUUCACACUGGUCUUUUUUAAGUGUUUGGACCCCAUAUGUAACACACAAACUGACCACAUGAAGAAAGUAUAUGAUAUAUGAAUUGGCAAACAGAAAUACUGCCCAAGCUUGACUAUUGUGCUGUAGUUAACCCUCAAACUACUCAAACUACUAUCAAUAUUUUUUAGCAUAGCCCAAAGUUAGUUCAUUAAAUUCUUCAAAUGUUUCAUGACUUUGUCAAUCAAAGGGAUCUGUUGGAGUGAUCUCUACGUGAUAGACAGAUAACCUGCACAGAUGGAGCAUGUUAUGUUCUCACCUUUGGUUAUAACUAAGUAUGAUCGCGUAAAAAAUCUAAAUUGUCUUAGAUAUAUGCUUAGUUGCAGUCAAAACAGCUCAUAAAUGUCUGUCAAUGGCAUAAAUACUUGGUAGAACUGUGAUACAAUAACCAACUACCCUCUGAAUGUAGACAUAGUGCUGUAUUGGUGUGUAUUCAUAACAAAAUACCGGAAUUCCUAUAAUGCCCUUCAACAUUCUAUAUAUUUACAUUUACAUUUAAGUCAUUUAGCAGAUGCUCUUAUCCAGAGCGACUUACAAAUUGGUGCAUUCACCUUAUGAUAUCCAGUGGAACAACCACUUUACAA
This is a messenger RNA of Salmo salar (Atlantic salmon), 3287 nucleotides long. The record is from RefSeq and is a predicted model, not a curated record. NCBI's taxonomy places the organism in Eukaryota, Metazoa, Chordata, Actinopteri, Salmoniformes, Salmonidae.